Messenger RNA from Colletotrichum spaethianum, 1056 nucleotides. RefSeq lists its product as uncharacterized. The transcript has 2 exons. The record is from RefSeq and is a predicted model, not a curated record. Bases 1 to 1056 code for a protein of 351 amino acids. NCBI's taxonomy places the organism in Eukaryota, Fungi, Ascomycota, Sordariomycetes, Glomerellales, Glomerellaceae.
AUGUCCGCAGACUACACUGUCCCGAUAUCCGGGCUCGACGAGCUCAAAAAGCACCUCGACGACCUCGUCUCUGCGCCCGAAACGCCCCUUGAACCGAAGCUUCUCGACGAUGUAGAGCUUCAACUGAACGAAACGAACAUCCCUCCUCUCCUCCCGACUCUCCUCCCGAGCCUCACUACGAUCCUCAAAACAACCCCACACGACCCCUCCCCCAUCGUCUCCCUCACAAUCAAGCUCCUCUCCCCCGUGCCCUUCACCCAGACCCUCCAGCUCGCCGACGAGUCCUCUCUCACGACGGCCCUCCGCUCUCCGGCCCCGUCCGCGAACCUCCUGGCCCUCGCCAUCCUCGCCAAGGCCGCCUCCUCCCCCUCCGACGCCGCCAUUCUCUCCCUCAUGCCCCGCGUCAUCGAGGAGCUCCUCCGCCGCUGGCUCUCCGCCCCGCAGGUCGAAGUCGGCGAGAAAGCCACCCGUGUCCUCGGCGACCUCCUCGACGUCGACUGCGAGCUCCCGCCCCCCUCCGCCCUGCCGAACCUGGGCCACGAGAUCGUGAAGCGCCGGGCGCCGGGACAAGGUAGGAUGUGGCGCCGCAUCUUCCACGACCGCGAGCUUUUCAGCCUGAUCCUCUCCCUCGCCCGUGGCCAGGACCCCGCCGAGGGCACCACGCUGUCGGAGCACCAGCUCUCCCUCGCGCAGGGUCGUAUCCUCCGCAUCCUGCCGCGCCUCGCGUCCCUCAACAUCGUCGAGGUCGGCACCUCUCCGUUCCCAGACCUCACGGGCUCCGCAGAGACCGGGCUGCUGCAGCUUGCUGCGCUGCACAUGGUGGACAAGACGGAUACGCUGAUGCACCUGAGCCUUGUCGACUUCUUCGAGACGCUGCUGAGCGUCAUGCGCGUGGUGGAGCACUCGCAUCGGACGAUGGGGAUCCUGAAGGACGUCGUGAGGCAGGCGAUCAAGGACGACAACGUACUCAAGAUGGCCCUGAUGAGCUUGCAUGACCGGACGGUACCGGAAGAGUCGGACGCCCUGAGGACGUUCAUCAGGGAUGUCAUGGCAUGA